Schizophyllum commune H4-8 is the source of this 282-nucleotide messenger RNA. It is a transcript of the gene bbp2-8, whose product is annotated as lipopeptide mating pheromone precursor Bbp2-8. The transcript has a single exon. Gene Ontology annotation, molecular function: mating pheromone activity. Gene Ontology annotation, cellular component: membrane. Lineage: Eukaryota; Fungi; Basidiomycota; Agaricomycetes; Agaricales; Schizophyllaceae. Bases 1 to 282 code for a protein of 93 amino acids. The record is from RefSeq and is a predicted model, not a curated record.
AUGGACUCCUUCACCACCCUCUCCCUCCUGGACGGCACCAUGCCUACCUUCGAGGACGACAUGCCCGUAUCCUUCCUCGACGCGGCGCUAUCGCUCUCGGGCGACUGCUUUUCCUCCCAAUCGUCCGCAUCCUCCUCGCGAUCAACACCAUUUGCCUCCCCUUCGCCCUCGUCUCCCUCGCCGAACCUGCUGUCCUCCGCGAAAGCAGCGACCGACCCGCACCUCGUCGUCAACGCGGACAGCCCGUGCGGGUUCGGCGGGGGGUACUGUGUGGUUGCGUGA